AUGUAUGGAGAAGCAGUGUGAAUGAAAUAAAUUUGUGGGAUUGGGGUUUUUCCUUUUGCCCACUUUUAAGUGCUUCUUCUUCUUCUUCUUCUUCUUCAUCUCCAAACGACAUGGUUUUGCAAAGGCUGGCUUUGUUUCUCAUAUACGCAUUUUUUUGGGCCUUUGCUGGCUUCAUUGGUGAUGUCGAUUCUUAUCAACGCCCACCUCCCCGGAAGAACGUCCAUGUGCACCCCUUGGCGGAUGCUGAUCCUGCUUCUCCCCAACAGGUGCACAUAUCUCUAGUGGGUCAAGAUAAAAUGAGGAUAAAGUGGAUAACGGACGGUUCAUCUCCAGCAACAGUAGAUUACGGUACAUCUCCUGGAGUUUAUGGAUUCUCUGCAACCGGAAGUACAGGUAAAUACGAUUAUCUUACGUACGAUUCCGGUGAAAUACACGACGUCGUAAUCGGUCCACUAGAACCAAACACGGUCUAUUACUAUCGUUGUGGGCCCAACCCAGGCCCAGAAUUCACCUUCAAAACCCCACCUCCAGCUUUUCCUACAAAAUUCGUAGUCAUAGGAGAUCUGGGACAGACCGGGUGGACCAACUCAACCCUCCAACACAUUUCCCAGUCAAACUACGACGUUUUGAUACUCCCUGGAGAUCUGUCGUACGCCGAUUUCUACCAGCCGUGGUGGGACUCAUUCGGGCGGCUGGUGGAGCCGCUGGCCAGCCAACGGCCGUGGAUGGUUACGCAGGGCAACCACGAGGUGGAGAAGAUCCCAGUCAUCCAUUCCGAACCCUUCACGGCCUACAAUGCCAGGUGGCACAUGCCGUUUGAAGAGAGCGGGUCGGAGUCGAAUCUCUACUAUUCGUUUGACGUGGCGGGUGUCCAUGUCAUAAUGCUGGGUUCGUACACGGAUUUCGAUGCGGAAUCUGCACAGUACAAGUGGUUACAGGCCGAUUUGGGGAAGAUUGAUAGGGGGAAAACUCCAUGGAUAGUGGCGGUUGUGCACGCUCCGUGGUACAAUUCCAAUUCAGCUCAUCAAGGUGAGUCUGAAGCCGACGACAUGAAGAAGUCCAUGGAAACUCUGCUUUACCAAGCUCGGGUUGAUGUCGUUUUCGCUGGCCAUGUCCACGCCUAUGAACGUUUCACCCGUGUGCACAAUGACACGGCUGAUAACUGUGGUCCUGUUUAUAUCACUAUUGGAGAUGGUGGUAACCGUGAAGGCCUUGCCUCUAAGUAUGAAGAUCCACAACCGAGAAUUUCAGUAUUUAGGGAGGCAAGCUUUGGGCAUGGUCAAUUCCACGUGGUGAACCAAACCCAUGCACUUUGGACAUGGCAUAGGAAUCAAGACGAUGUAUCUGUUGCAGCCGAUUCAAUUUGGCUCAACAGCCUCUCCUCUGAUCCUGCGUGCAAAAUCUGAAGAUUUCGAUUGCAAAAUUAUAAUUUAUGUUAGGCUUAUGCUAAUGCCCCAAUCAUUUUAAAAUAUAAAUAAAUAAAUAAAUAAUAAACACUA
Ziziphus jujuba (common jujube) is the source of this 1499-nucleotide messenger RNA. Its product is annotated as probable purple acid phosphatase 20. Gene Ontology annotation, molecular function: acid phosphatase activity; metal ion binding. The coding region runs from base 111 to 1406 and encodes 431 amino acids. The transcript has 4 exons. The record is from RefSeq and is a predicted model, not a curated record. Lineage: Eukaryota; Viridiplantae; Streptophyta; Magnoliopsida; Rosales; Rhamnaceae.